AUGGCUGAAAUGCAAGCAUGGCAAGUCGCCCACCCAGGCCCAAUGCAAAAAGUCUUCCGCCUCACCACGCUCCCCAAACCAAGCACCCUCAAGCCCGGCCAGAUCCUCGUCAAAGUCUCCAGCGCAGCCCUCAACCCCGCCGACUACAAGGUCUGCGAGCUCGGCCUCGCAUCCCGCCUCAUCACCUCCUUCCCCAAGAUUCCAGGCAUGGAUCUCAGCGGCCGCGUCGUCUCCGUCGCACAAGACGUUGCCGACGCGAAAGAGGGUGAUUUUGUUCUAGCUAGAGCGUCGCCGACGAAGGCUUGGGGCUCGUUGGCGGAGUAUACGAUCCUCGAUAAGGAGGGGUAUAGCGUUAUACCUGAGAGCCUGGAUAUGGAUCAGGCUGCUGGUGUGGGCACCGCGGGGUUGACGGCGUAUCAGAGUAUCGCGCCGUAUGUCAAGAGUGGUGAUAAGGUGUUUAUAAACGGUGGCUCGGGCGGUGUUGGACUCUGGGGUAUUCAGAUCGCCAAGGUGUUGGGAUGUUCUGUUACAGUGUCGUGCUCAACUGGAAAGGCAGAGCUGUGCAGAAGCUUAGGCGCGGAUGAUAUUAUCGACUACAAGACCAGCGAUGUCAUCGCCGAGCUCAAGAAGCGCGGUCAAGUCUUCAGCCACUGCGUCGACAACGUGGGUGACGCACCGCCCAAUCUCUACGCUUCAUCAAACAACUUCCUCCUCCCCGGCAGCAGCUUUGUCUUCGUGGGCGGUCACGUCUCAGCCAAGAGCGUUCUCAGCUUAACGACGAACCUAGUACGACCUUCGUUUCUGGGCGGUGUAAAGGCAAAGUUUGCUACGUAUGCUACUGCGAACAAGAAGAAGGAUCUGGAUCAGCUGAGGGAUUGGUUGGUGGAGGGCAAGGUCAAGACUGUGAUUGAUUCGACGUUUGGGUUCAAGGAGGCGGACAAGGCCUUUGAGCACUUGAAGAAGGGGUCUAGUGGUGGUAAGGUUAUGAUUCAUGUUGAGUAA
Messenger RNA from Fusarium musae, 1002 nucleotides. RefSeq lists its product as uncharacterized. Gene Ontology annotation, molecular function: oxidoreductase activity. Bases 1 to 1002 code for a protein of 333 amino acids. NCBI's taxonomy places the organism in Eukaryota, Fungi, Ascomycota, Sordariomycetes, Hypocreales, Nectriaceae. The transcript has a single exon. The record is from RefSeq and is a predicted model, not a curated record. Gene Ontology annotation, cellular component: mitochondrion.